Messenger RNA from Ilyonectria robusta, 966 nucleotides. Its product is annotated as Extradiol ring-cleavage dioxygenase, class III enzyme, subunit B. Bases 1 to 966 code for a protein of 321 amino acids. The transcript is spliced from 2 exons. NCBI's taxonomy places the organism in Eukaryota, Fungi, Ascomycota, Sordariomycetes, Hypocreales, Nectriaceae. Gene Ontology annotation, molecular function: oxidoreductase activity, acting on single donors with incorporation of molecular oxygen; zinc ion binding; ferrous iron binding. The record is from RefSeq and is a predicted model, not a curated record.
AUGGCUGUCGGCAGCAAAGAAGAGCCCAUGAAUCCCGUCCACCUGUAUGCCCAUGGCAGCACCAUGAUGCUGGGCGAGGAGCACGACUCGGGCAACUACUGGAAGAAGUGCGGCGAAGAGGCGCUCGCGAACGGGGUCGAGCACGUUGUCGUCAUGCUAACCCAUAACCAGGGCGCACACUGGGCUACAUCCACACCCAACACCAUCCUCAUCUCUGCCAACCCCAACCCUGGCAAAUCCCCCGUCGCCUACGUCCACCCGUCCAAGUACAUCGACUACAAGCUCAACCCCGACGUCGACUACGUCCCGACUAUCCAGGCGCAUCUCGCGGCCGCGGGGAUCGACUCGCAGCCCGCGCCAACCUUCGACUGGAUCCACGACACGUACCUCAUCCUCAUCCGCAUGUUCCCCAACGGCUGCCCGCCCACGACGCUCCUCAGCAUGAAUCACACGUACGACCCGCACUUCCACGUCGCCGUCGGCGCCGCCCUCCGGCCGCUGCGGGGCCGGUCCCGCCGCACCCUCUUCAUCGGCUCCGGCGGCUCCGUCCACAACCUCUACCGCAACGUCUGGGGCCCCAUGAUCCGCUACCGCGACAGCCUCGCCCAGCCCACGCCGCCCGAGGCUUGGGCCCUCGACUUCCGCCAGGAGGUCAUCGACCUGGUGUGCUGUGCGUAUGAGGACGACGUGCCGGCCGACCGCGCCGUCUACGGCAAGGUGAUCCGGGGCAAGAAGCCCUGCGGCGGUCCUCUGCUGCGCCGCAAGGCCACGAGCUUGAUGAAGCACCCUCGUUAUCGCGAUGCCCACGCCACCGAUGACCACUUCAUGGCCACCAUGUUUGUGGCUGGUCUGUGUGGUGGCCGUGGCGACGAGGGCAUGAAGGGCGAGAUGGGCGCCGAGGACUGGGAGUUGACCAACAUGUGCAAUUCGCAGUUCACCAUCGGUAGCUGGGUCGAGGCCAAGUAG